This is a messenger RNA of Lycium barbarum (goji berry), 1567 nucleotides long. RefSeq names its product cyclin-D4-1-like. Gene Ontology annotation, molecular function: cyclin-dependent protein serine/threonine kinase regulator activity. Bases 342 to 1388 code for a protein of 348 amino acids. Gene Ontology annotation, biological process: mitotic cell cycle phase transition; regulation of cyclin-dependent protein serine/threonine kinase activity. The record is from RefSeq and is a predicted model, not a curated record. The transcript has 6 exons. Lineage: Eukaryota; Viridiplantae; Streptophyta; Magnoliopsida; Solanales; Solanaceae. Gene Ontology annotation, cellular component: cytoplasm; nucleus; cyclin-dependent protein kinase holoenzyme complex.
UCCUUUACCCUAAAAACAAAUGUCCAUUUCCUACAUAAAGCUUUCUCUUCUCUUCUUUGAACAGUCUCCAAACCUCACAUUACUCUCUCUAUAUACUCUCCUUCUCUAUCUAUCCUUCCCCUUUUUUCUCUGUUUUUUCCAAUGAAACAAAAAUGCUAAUGGUUACAUGCAAAAAUCUCUAGAAAUCUUUUUUUUUUCUUGAAAAUGGUUGAUGGGAUAUGAUACAAUCUUGUAAAGAUUGGAUUUUUAUUAAAGGGUUUUAAUAGCAGAGUCUUUUUUUGCUAUUUUCUUGAAAAUGAGAUUUUGAUUAAAGGGUUUUAAUAUAAGAGUUUUUUUUUUCAAUGGCUGAAAAAAGCAAUGAAUGUGUAGCUUCAAAUUUACUUCUUUGUAGAGAAACCAAGAAUCUUUGCUUUGAUGAUCUUGAUGAUUCUUUGGUCAAUAAUGAUGACCAAAAAAAUCAAGAAAAUAGUAAAGUUUUGAGCUUUAAUGACUAUGGUGGCAGAUCAAUGGCAUUGAUUGAAGAAAGCUUUUGUUUUAUGGUUGAAAAGGAAAAAGAUUUUUUACCUAAAGAUGAUUAUCUUAAGAGAUUAAGAACUGGAGACUUGGAUUUGAAUCUUAGAAGAGAGGCUCUUAAUUGGAUUUGGAAGGCUCAUGUGCACUAUGGGUUUGGAGAGCUGAGUUUUUGUUUGUCAAUAAAUUACCUUGAUAGGUUUCUGUCUUUGUAUGAAUUGCCAAGAGGUAAAACUUGGACAAUUCAAUUGUUAGCUGUAGCCUGUUUAUCCCUUGCAGUCAAAAUGGAAGAAAUUGAUGUUCCCUUGACUGUUGAUUUACAGGUAGGGGAACCUAAGUUUUUAUUUGAAGGUAAAACAAUACAAAGAAUGGAACUUUUGGUAUUGAGCACAUUGAGGUGGAGAAUGCAAGCUUAUACACCUUGCACAUUCAUAGAUUAUUUUAUGAAAAAGAUGAAUCUUGAUGAAAUCCCAUCAAGGCAAUUGGUCCCUAGACCAAUUCAACUAAUAUUAAGAACCAUAAAAGGUAUUGACUUCUUGGAAUUCAGGCCUUCUGAAAUUGCAGCAGCAGUGGCGAUUUCUGUUUCAGGGGAAAGGUCACAAGCAAUUGACAUUGAUAAGGCAAUGCCUUGCUUCUCCAUACAAGUAGAAAAGGACAGAGUGAUGAAGUGCCUUGAACUGAUUCAAGAUUUGACAUUGGUUAGUGGGACUAGUGCUGCCACUGCUGCAUCAGAACCUCAUAGUCCCAAUGGGGUGUUGGAAGCUGCUUGUUUGAGCUAUAAAAGUGGUGAAGGAACAAUUGGCUCAUGUCCAAAUUCAUCAAACAUUAGUAGUCCAGAUGCUAAAAGGAGGAAACUUGAUACAACACCAAUCUCUUGAGGGGAAUUGAGGAAAAGAAAAGUGAUGAACUCUUAAUUAUGUUAAUCUUUUUUUAGUUUUUAGAGCUUCACAACCCCUAAGUCCAAUCAGUUUUGGCUAAAUGGAAGAUUUAUCGUGGCUUUAAAAGUCACAAAAGCAUUUAGAAAAAGAGGAGGGAGUUGGGGGGUGGAGGUUUUGGG